CCCACGCUAGCUUUCCUUUACAAUCCUUCCAUGUCUUCGUCACGAACUACAGAAGAUACCUAUGAAGCACAGAAUGACCAGCGACUAGAUGAGUUACAUUCGAAGAUACGCACACUUCGUGGAGUUACCACAGACAUUUACGACGAUGCCGAAAGACAACAUCUGACUCUGGAUGAUACAGUACCUUGAUGAUUCUCCUCUUCGCUUUGAAAUAUUAAUAUAUGCAUAUAGGGAAACGCUUUCUCUAGUUUCUCAACGUCCUUGUCUCAGUCCUCUCGGCGAGCUGCGCAAGCAUUCGGCCUCUCCGGCGCAGGCGGCGUCAGACAAAUGCGGAUAAUAUUGUAUAUCGUUGGCUCUUUUCUGGCACUCUGGCUCGUCUGGAAAAUGAAAGAGAUCUGGUGGGUCAGUGAAAGCCCAUGAGCCGCUGUAGUUACUCGAUUGGGACAAGCGACACUCAUAUAUAUAAGAUAAUACGUGUAAUAUCUAUACCUGCACAUGAAUCAACUAUACAAGCAACAGGUGUAUCGCAAAAGGACCCCCUCCUGCUAAGUAAGUGCAUCUCCCGUUACGCAUGCGAAAAUUUGUCACGCAGACCUUCAAUGUCCUAUCCACAGAUGCCUGGAUAUGUCGACCGCAAGGUGGCAAUUCCAACACUCAAUUUACUUACACUCUAAGCUAGUACAACUAACUGCGUGCAGCUUACCAGCGUCAACUUUCUAAACUUCCAGUAAGAAAUCUUGUCCUGCUCGAAUACUGCGCACGCUCCGUGGCGUGGGGCUCUCGGGUAUUGAAAUGACGGAUUUGUGUGUGCAUUGCAGUUCUUUCGAUUUCUCUUCUCCCCCUAAUCACCUUCUUGCAUUAUACGGGAUUAUACU
Messenger RNA from Suillus subaureus, 875 nucleotides. RefSeq lists its product as uncharacterized. The transcript is spliced from 3 exons. The record is from RefSeq and is a predicted model, not a curated record. The coding region runs from base 417 to 674 and encodes 85 amino acids. Lineage: Eukaryota; Fungi; Basidiomycota; Agaricomycetes; Boletales; Suillaceae.